This is a messenger RNA of Lacerta agilis (Sand lizard), 1856 nucleotides long. RefSeq names its product NudC domain containing 1 (gene NUDCD1). The record is from RefSeq and is a predicted model, not a curated record. The coding region runs from base 37 to 1797 and encodes 586 amino acids. The transcript has 10 exons. Lineage: Eukaryota; Metazoa; Chordata; Lepidosauria; Squamata; Lacertidae.
ACAACAACUUUAUUGCUCCGCCGGUUCCCGGGCGGCAUGGAGGCGGCGGCGAAUUGCUCCCUUCGCGUCAAGCGGCUGCUCUUGGACCCCAAGUUCGAGGGAUACAAGUUGUCGCUGGAGCCGCUGGCCUGUUACCAAGUGGGCCUGGACUCCCCGGUAGCAGAAGUCAAACUCCGGGAUGAUCAGUAUACCCUGGAUCACAUGCGUGCCUUUGGCAUGUACAAUUAUCUACACCUGGAUCCCUGGUACCAAGAUAAUGUUUAUUAUGUUGAUCAACUUGGAAGAGUCAUGAAUUUAAGCAUUACUCUGGACACUGCCUUAAAAAAGCCCAGAGAAGUAUUCAGGCUUCCUGCAGACUUGAUAGCUUGUGAUAAUCGCCUUUGUGCAUCUGUACACUUCACAUCUUCUACCUGGGUUACGCUUUCAGAUGGAACAGGAAGGCUGUAUCUGAUUCGAACAGGAAAACGUGGUGAUGGCUCAUGUGAAAAGUGGGAAAUACUAUUCAAUGAAGAAUUCGGGAGUCCCUUUGUUAUAGUCCACAGCAUCUCCUUUCUGCAAUCUGAUGCUCAUUCAGUUGGCGUACUGCUCCUUCGCGUAGAAAAAGAUGAAUUGGAUGUACAAGGCAGUGGCUUCCAUGUUUCCUUGGAAUGGGUCACAAUUACAAAAACAACCAAGGAGAGUGACCAUGGGUACGAAAUCUCCAAGCGUCGAGUUCUUCAAGGAAAGUCAGUUCCGCAUUAUGCCGCUAUAGAGCCAAGUGGCGAUGGCCUGAUGGUUAUUUCGUACAAGCCCUAUUCUCUCACACAGAAUGGUGAGGAUAAGCAUGACAAAAGUGAAAAGGAGAAAGCAGAGGAAAACAAAAAAGAACCUCUCUACUACUGGCAAGAGACCGAAGAUGAUUUGACAGUUACUUUUCAGCUGCCAGAAGACUUUGCCAAAGAGGACAUUCGAGUCCGCUUUUCUCCAGACCAUCUCAGUGUCGCGCUGAAAGAUCCCCUCAGCCCUGUAUUAGAAGGAACGCUUUUUUCAUCGAUUGAUCACGAGAGCUCCACGUGGAUAGUUAAAGAAAAUAAUAGCUUGGAGAUUUUCCUGAUUAAGAAGGAAGUGGGACCUUUAUGGCCAGAACUGAUAGUUGGUGACUCUCGGGGGGAAUAUGUCAUGGAUCCAGCCAAGAGUGCCUCAAUAGCUGAGCGCCUGACGCAUCUAACCUCUGAUGAAAUGAAUCCAGACCCUAACAAAGAGAACCCUCCAUGCAAUGCCCAGGAGCUAGAAGAAUGCGACAUUUUUCUCGAAGACAGCACAAGUCUGUGCAGAUUUGAUGGUAACACCUUCAAUGUCACCCAUGUGGUGAAUCUUGGAAGCAACCAGUACCUCUUCUCAACGGUGGUGGAUCCCAAGGAAAUGCCAUGCUUCUGCUUACGCCAUGAUGUCGAUGCUCUUCUCUGGCAGCCACGCCCAGAUCAGCAGGACAAAUGGGAGCACAUUUCAACCUUCAAUGCCUUAGGUUAUGUGCAAGCAUCAAAGCAAGACAAGAAAUUUAUGGCCUGUGCCCCAAAUCACUCCUAUUCUGCCCUUUGCGAGUGCCUGCGACGCGUGUUCAUCUAUCGGCAGCCGACUCCUCUGUCUACUGUCCUCUACAACAGGAAGGAAGGAAGACAAGUCGGCCAAGUUGCAAAGCAGUUGGUAGCGACUCUUGAAACCCAUGACCCCGUUCUGGGGUUCCAGGCAACCAACGAGAGAUUGUUCGUUCUGACAACGAAAGUGCUCUUCAUAAUAAAAGUGAGCACUGAGAACUAAUGACCAAACGUAUCGCGUUAUCGUUGCAUUCAAAAUUGGCUCAAAUAGUGACUGCAUAA